UAUUAUUAUUAUUAUUAUUAUUAUUAUUAUUAUAUAGAAUUGUUUUUUCUUGGAAAGAAGAACGCCCCAAAUAAUCUAUCUGCUACCAUUCUCCAUCUAUCCAUCUUUCUACUCCCUAUAUUCAUCAAUCGAUUGCUGCCCAACCCCAAUUCAAUCCACGAUCAAUUCUUAAUCGAUGGCGAUGAGGGACUUAGUGACCGGCGGGGCAGCAUGCGCUGUGCCCGGUUCUUCCUCUUCGUCAAACCCUCUCGGUGCUCUUGCAAACGCCCUUAUUGGCUCUUCAUCUCAAAAGGAAAGGUUGCAGGAGAUUCCUACAUCAUCACUUAAUCCUUCUGGCAAUAAUCUUUACCCGGGAGUCGUAGAUCCUAUGUCAGCACUUCCUGGUUCAGAGUUGGAACAUCCUCUGCAUCAACAAAACAAGGGCUCAGAGUUCCUUAACGGUUUCCACGCUGCAAACGACAACCGACUUGGCGAAGUUUGGGACGGAAUACAAAAUCCUCAGGUUCCUCAUUUCCCUCCAGGGCAACCACAACUUCAACCCGAGUUAAACGGUCCACCUCAACGAGUAUUAUCAAGCUUUUUGCAUUCGUUUGUUAAUAGCAGUCAUGGUGGAGUUCCUUUUGGUCCCACUCAACUUCCCGUAUUAGGGUUGUCUGAAGGGGACAAACGUUGCAUACGUGAUCGUAGUAGCAUUAUGGCUAGACAUAUAUUUGCUGACCGAAGUGAGGAUUUCAUCAAUGGCCAGGUGAAUGCUCUGUUAUCUUCGUUAGAAAUCGACAAUCAGGGUAUGGCUCGGGGCCCGAUGCCUGGAAGAUACCCCGAGCUGGAACAAUAUUGGGGUGAGUCUCAAGCCAUGCCACCUAGACCGCACGGUCCAGAUGGUUGGGCUGAUGAAUUUUCCCAACAAAGAUUAGGUCAAGCUGACCCUAAUGCGUGGGCCCUAUCCUUUGAACGUCAACAUGGCGCUGGUGGUUGGGCUUCUGAAUUUGAACACGAGCAACGUCAGAUGACGUCUGUCGAUCGAAUGGCUGGUACAAAUAUUCCGUCUUUGGCUGCUAUGGAGCAGACUCGUAUGCUAGCACACACCUUAGCUCAGAACAACAACCCUAAAUUUCAGAACUCAAAGUUCCUUCAGUUUGUUUCCAAGAUGAGUCGUGGGGAGUUGACUAUUGAGGAUAACCAGGUCAAACCCGCAAGUGGUGACUGGGCAAAUGAAUUUCAACAACAAUAUAAUGCAGGCCCGUCUAAUUGGGCCGAUCAGUUUGCACAUGAACAGGUAUCUACGGCUCCUGAUAGGUGGGCAGAUGAUUUUGCUAAUGAACGUGUGCAUCACGGUCCCGUAGAUGAACAGUGGGUCAAUGAGUUUUCGAAGUUGGAAGUCAAUGAUUGGGCCGAUGAAUUUGGGCGCCAGGUUGGCGAAGGGAUUCUCGGAGAUGAUACUGCUGAUAACUGGGCUAGUGCGUAUGAUGAGUACGUAAAUGAGCAAACUGUUUUGAAGCAGAAAUCCGACAGUUCAAGGGGAGUUUACGUGUUCUCUGAUUUGAACCCUUACGUGGGUCAUCCUGAACCUUUGAAAGAAGGUCAAGAACUGUUCCGGAAAGGUCUUUUAAGUGAAGCGGUUCUUGCUUUAGAAGCUGAAGUUUUGAAGAACCCUGAUAACGCUGAAGGUUGGAGAUUACUCGGUGUAGCACAUGCUGAAAAUGACGAUGAUCAACAGGCAAUUGCAUCGAUGAUGCGCGCACACGAAGCCGACCCGACAAACUUGGAAGUACUUCUUGCGCUUGGAGUGAGCCACACGAACGAAUUGGAGCAACAAGCCGCGUUAAAAUAUUUGUAUAGUUGGCUGCGCAACCACCCUGUGUACGGGAAAAUUGCGCCUCCGGAACUCUCGGAUUCUCUUUACUAUGCUGAUGUUGCUAGAACUUUUAACGAGGCAGCGCAAAUGUCACCCGAGGAUGCAGAUGUACACAUAGUUCUAGGUGUUUUAUAUAAUCUUUCAAGAGAAUAUGAUAGAGCAAUUGAAUCGUUUCAAACAGCUUUAAAACUCAAGCCACGAGAUUAUUCGUUAUGGAAUAAACUUGGGGCCACACAAGCAAAUAGCGUUCAGAGUGCUGAUGCAAUAUAUGCAUACCAACAUGCAUUGGAUUUGAAGCCGAAUUAUGUUCGCGCGUGGGCAAACAUGGGCAUUAGUUACGCAAAUCAGGGUAUGUAUGAGGACUCAAUUCGUUACUAUGUGCGUGCGCUAGCAAUGAAUCCAAAGGCAGAUAACGCGUGGCAAUAUUUAAGAAUUUCGUUAAGCUGUGCUUCGAGGGAGGAUAUGAUGGCGGCUUGUGAUUCGCGAAAUCUUGAUGUUCUUCAGAAAGAAUUCCCAUUGUAAAUUUUGAUGUUUAGAUCAAGUGUGGGGAUCAUUUUAUGAUAUGAGAUUUGCAGGUGGUUUAUAUGUUAUACUUACUAUCUAUAGGUUGGUUUACAUAAAGAUAUAAUGAGUCUGUAUUGAAUAUUGAUCCUAAAUAAUGAUGUUUUGUAACAAAUAAAUGCAAAGUGUUUUAUCUUA
Molecule: messenger RNA, 2554 nt
Organism: Helianthus annuus (common sunflower)
Lineage: Eukaryota; Viridiplantae; Streptophyta; Magnoliopsida; Asterales; Asteraceae
Product: peroxisome biogenesis protein 5
Exons: 15
Coding region: 176-2377 (733 amino acids)
Biological process (GO): protein import into peroxisome matrix, docking
Cellular component (GO): cytosol; peroxisomal membrane
Molecular function (GO): protein binding
Source: RefSeq, a predicted model, not a curated record